AUGCACCCAACCAGCGCAUCGUGGUUACCGGAGACGCGUGGCAUCCCGCGCUUUGUAAACGUCUGGGGCGAGCCGUUCGAGUGGGAAGUCUUCAACGGCGAUUUGACGUGGCGUGCGACCUCGCGCCUCAGCCGAAACCAAUGCUUGGACGCGUACGAACCCUGGAACGGGGGCGCAGUCCACACGUAUUUUUGCGAAUCCGACAACGGCAACCAAAAAUGGCGCUAUGACCCGACGACGGGCCAGCUGCGCCACGCGACGCACACUGGCUUUUGCCUCGAUAUGUCGACGCCGGACUUCAACAUGGAGUUUGGUACGAGGCCGUACCUCUGGGAGUGCAACACCCCCGCCAAUGACUUGCAAAAGUUUACUUACGAAUCGCUGACCUUCCGCGACUAA
Saprolegnia diclina VS20 is the source of this 399-nucleotide messenger RNA. RefSeq lists its product as hypothetical. The record is from RefSeq and is a predicted model, not a curated record. Lineage: Eukaryota; Oomycota; Saprolegniomycetes; Saprolegniales; Saprolegniaceae. Bases 1 to 399 code for a protein of 132 amino acids. The transcript is spliced from 2 exons.